Messenger RNA from Symbiodinium natans, 1614 nucleotides. The record is from the annotation of a GenBank genome assembly. Lineage: Eukaryota; Dinophyceae; Suessiales; Symbiodiniaceae.
AUGAUGACUCUUCUCAGAGUGCAAUGGAGCCCACUUUGCAUGGGCGAUGCUUAUGAGAAUGACGUGUCUGAGACCUGCUGCCACGUCACGGUGGCCAUGGGCGCCUUCGGUGCGGCCAAGCGCUGGCGCGAGGCAGUGGACCUGUUCACGUUGAUGGAGGACUGCAACCUGCACCCAGAUGUUGUUUGCUGUAGCGCCGGCAUCAGCGCCUGUGAGAAGGUGGGCCUUUGGCCAGUGGCCGUCAGUCUCUUUGCGAACAUGGUGGACAGGAAGCUGCGGCCGAACACGAUUGCCUACAAUGCCACCAUCAGCUCCUGUUCCAAAGCGGCCGAGUGGAGCAAAGCCUUGGACAUGUUCUCUGAAAUGCCUCGCCGCGCCGCCCUGCCGGACGUCAUCAGCUUUGGUGCAGCCAUGACCUGCUGCGCCAAAGCCACAAGGUGGCCUUUGGCCUUACACCUCUUUGGAGACAUGGCUGGGGCACAGCUGACGCCGGACCUGAUCAGCCACAGCGCUGCCCUCAGCUCCUGCGAAAAGGGCCAGUGCUGGCAGCUGGCGUUGCAUCUCUUCGGGAGCCUGCCCCGUGCGCAGAUCACGCCGGAUGCCAUCAGCUACGGUGCAACCAUAAGCACCUGUGAAAAGGCAGAGCAGUGGCAGCUGGCAUUGCAGCUGUUCUGGGCCAUGCCCGCCGCAGCACUUCUUCCCGACGUGGUGAAUUAUGGCGCGGCCCUCAACUCCUGCGCCAAGGCUGGGGAGUGGCAGCUCGCCCUGCACCUCCUGGACUGCAUGCCUUUAAGCCACGUCCAGCCGAACGUGGUUACCUACAGUGCCGCCAUGGGUUCCUGCCAGUCGGCUUCCGUGUGGGAGGUUGCGUUGUCUCUGCUGUGUGCCAUGCCAUCAAAGCAGAUCGCCCCGGAUGCCAUGGGCUACACGGUGGCCAUCUCCUGCUGCGAGAAGAGCGGGCAGUGGCAGCGGGCGCUUGUCCUCUUGGAGCAGAUGCCAGCCACGGCGGCCCCCAACGUCAUCAGCUACAGCGCUGCGAUCAGCUCUUGCGGGCUUGGUUCGGAAUGGCAGCGGUCGCUUCUGCUUUUCAGGGAUAUGGCGGCUGCAACGAUCACACCCAAUGAUGUCAGCUACAACACUGCCAUCAGCGCCUGCGAGAAAGCUGGACAGUGGCAGGAAGCGUUGCAUCUGUUCACUGCGAUGGGUAUCUCACGCAUUCCCCGCACUGCCGUGACGUUUGGGUCCCUCAUGAGCGCCUGCGAGAAGGCACAGAGGUGGCAGCUGGCUCUGCAUCUCUUCGCCGCCAUGCCCCGGGCGAGGAUCCGUCCAGACGUCGUCAACUUCUCUGCCGGCUUUGCCGCUUGCGGUAAGGGUACACACUGGCAGCUGGCGUUGCAGCUCUUCCAGACCAUGACCGAGGAUGAGGUCACGCCGAACAUCGUCAGCUACAACGUUCUAUUCGAUUGCCUGCAGCACAGUGAUGCAGGGAUGAUCUUGUUCCGGCAAGCGCGAUCACAAUACGCCGGUCUCCUCCGCAAGGGCGCGACCCUGUUGGAUUUGCAUGAUGCUCGUCUCGACAUAAAGCUGCAAGGCGCCGGCUUUUUCCUAGAGUAA